GCCUUUUGCCGCGACAUCUUAUAUGGCAUUCGGUUCAUGAAUACGGCAGUAUACACUUUGCUUUUACAACAGACCUUCGCCGGAUUCGCCAUUGCGUUGCUUCACGAGAGUGUAUAUCACAAUACCAAUCAACAUCAUAUGACGAAUACAACUCGACGAAAAGCGAAAAUAAAUUACUGGAAACUGCGACUGACUCGGUCGAAGCUCUUCGAACGACUCUCACAGGAACUGAACCCACCAUGAAAGCCGUGCGCUACCACGGACGGGGCGACAUCAGGGUAGACGAGAUUGAGGAGCCGACAUGCGGGAAGGGACAGGUUAAGAUGCGACCUGCCUUCGUCGGAAUCUGUGGCAGUGACUUACACGAAUACAUGGGCGGACCAGUCCUGAUACCUCAAAAACCGCACAAGAUCACCGGAGCCACGCACCCAGUGACCCUGGGCCACGAAUUCGGCGGGGUCAUUGAAGAGGUCGGCGAGGGCGUAACCCACGUCUCGCCAGGACAGCGAGCCGUCGUGCGGCCCACCAUCUUCGACAAAGAGUGUAGGUCCUGCAAACUCGGCUACGAAUACUGCUGCGAGAACAUCGGCUUCAUCGGACUAUCAGGGUACGGCGGCGGCCUAGCCAACUACAUCGUCGCGCCGGCCGAACACUUCUACCCGCUGCCGGAUACCAUCUCCCUCGAAGCGGCGGCCCUGAUUGAGCCCCUGGCGGUCGCGUGGCACGCCGUGAACAUAUCCCCCUUCAAGCCCGGCGACAGCGUCCUGGUCCUCGGCGGCGGGCCCGUGGGGAUCGGGAUCGUGCAGAUCCUCAAGAUGCAGGGGGCGCAGAACAUCCUGGUCGCCGAACUGAUGGCGAACCGCCAACGACUCGCGCGGGACUACGGCGCCGCGCACAUCGUGGACCCGCGCGAGGAAGGAUGCAGUACAGCCGCGCGCGUCCGCGAGCUGACGGGGGGCAUCGGUGCGGAUGUCAUCUUCGAUACUGCGGGGGUGGAGGCGGCGCUCAACGAGGCGAUCGGCGCCUGUCGCACCCACGGCACGAUUGUGAAUAUCGCGGUCUGGGAGAAGCGGCCCGCCUUGCGGGUGAAUGAUUUGAUGUAUAGCGAGCUGAAGUAUACGGGGUCGGCGUUGUAUGAUGAGAGUGCGUUUGUUAACGUGAUUCAGGCGCUGAAUCAUGGCCAAUUGAACCCGGAGAAGAUGAUCACCGCAAAGAUCGGGUUGGAUGAUGUGGUGGAGAAGGGGUUUGAGGAGCUGGUCAAUCAUCGGGAUGCGCACUGCAAGAUUCUGGUUGAUGUGCAGGCAUAGAGCUUGGGAUGGUGUUGCUAUUGACUCACUAACGACGAUACGAGUUUCGUGUUGCUUUUGUGUAUGAUAUUGUUGAAUAUGCGCCAUUGCCAUUGCAUGAUACUGCGGUACUCGCCGGCUCUGUAAGAAUUCGAUAAAUAUCACUGCUACGUACCA
Aspergillus uvarum CBS 121591 is the source of this 1463-nucleotide messenger RNA. RefSeq lists its product as uncharacterized. NCBI's taxonomy places the organism in Eukaryota, Fungi, Ascomycota, Eurotiomycetes, Eurotiales, Aspergillaceae. Bases 240 to 1307 code for a protein of 355 amino acids. The transcript has 5 exons. Gene Ontology annotation, molecular function: oxidoreductase activity; zinc ion binding. The record is from RefSeq and is a predicted model, not a curated record.